This is a messenger RNA of Leopardus geoffroyi (Geoffroy's cat), 2343 nucleotides long. RefSeq names its product lipase maturation factor 1 (gene LMF1). The transcript has 9 exons. Lineage: Eukaryota; Metazoa; Chordata; Mammalia; Carnivora; Felidae. Gene Ontology annotation, cellular component: endoplasmic reticulum membrane. Gene Ontology annotation, biological process: protein maturation. The record is from RefSeq and is a predicted model, not a curated record. Bases 787 to 2295 code for a protein of 502 amino acids.
CUCGCCUCGCCUGAGAGUCUGUCACCACGUUGGCCGAUGUCUGUGAUCGAACCUGGAGUCCUGGCCCACGCCGGCUUCCGUGCCCGGAGCGCCGGCCCGGUGCAGACCUGGGGACUUGUGACAUUGGGGUGUGCUGUGGGUAGAAGGCAGCGUCAGACGGCUGCUCGAGUGGCCCCACCGCAGCAAGCGCGCAGUGUCCUCACGGAUCAACACUGUUCCUUGGGUGAAGGCCAGGCCGUCCUGCAGGCCAACCCUUCUCCCCCCCGGGCCGCGCUGAGUGCCCGGCACACCCCUGGGCAGAGGAGGAGCUCACCCAGGGCUGAGGGCGGUGGGACAGCCCGCGGCGGUCCGAUCGCUUUGCUCGGUAAGGGGAGGACGUCGGGCAGUGAUUCCAUGCCGUGCGGGUAGUGCUGCACCCACCGUGAGCGCGUGGGUAGCAUUUGUUCAGAGGCAAGGGGGCCCCCCGGUGGAUAGGGCCCAGCACAGCCCACCUGUGGGUCUCACCUUCUCACCUGCCGAUACACGGACACGUCAGCACGCUCCAAGGGGACGCGAGGAGCCACACACCCCACACCGUGCCGCCCUCGGCGCCCCAGCACGAUCCCCGACCACACGAGGAGCAACGGGCCAGGAUGGCAGGCCCGUCCUGGAGGGAAACGAUCGUCGACAGAGGCCAUCCUCAGGCCAGCCCAGCGCAGCCGCGGGGACUGGUGACUGCACUGAGGCCCUGAAGAAUGAGAAGGAGAGCUCUCAGGAGAGAAACCGACGAGAUGAGAAAAGAAGCAGAUGGAAAGUCGAGAACUGAAAAAUACGGUGUGUGCAAUGAAGGACUUGGGGCUGGGUGACGGUGGCACGGAGCGGGGCCUAGAGCCCCCCCAGGCCGCGCAGAGCUCAGGCACCCAGGGGAGAGCUCGGAGGCUGGCGGCAUGUGUGCGGAGCCCCGGCACGAGGGGCAGGUGGCGACGUCCCCACGUUGGUUGGAGACACGACUGUACAGAUGCGAGAAGCCCGGGGAAGUCCACACGGCGUGCGCGGGAAGGAAACCGUGUCUCCCGCGCCAUUGGGUGGUGCCGACCGAGGGAAAGGGAGAGUCCUGAGAGCGGAUGGGAGUCCCAGCUUCUGGAAACGGGAUUCCUGGUAAUCUUCCUGUGCCCUCUUUGGACUCUGUCUCGACUGCCCACAGGGACCCCCCCGUCCCAGAUCGUCCUGUGGGGCUUUCGGUGGCUGAUUUUCAGAAUCAUGCUUGGAGCGGGCCUCAUCAAGAUCCGGGGGGACCGGUGCUGGCGGGACCUCACUUGCAUGGACUUCCACUAUGAGACGCAGCCGGUGCCCAACCCCAUGGCCUACCUCCUGCACCAGUCCCCCUGGUGGGUCCACCGCUUUGAGACGCUCAGCAACCACUUCCUGGAGCUCGUGGUGCCUUUCUUCAUCUUCCUUGGACGGCGGCUGUGCAUCCUCCACGGGGCCUUACAGAUCCUGUUCCAGGUGGUCCUCGUCAUCAGCGGGAACCUGAGCUUCCUGAACUGGCUGACGAUGGUGCCCAGCAUCGCCUGCUUCGAUGACGCCGCUCUGGGGUUCUGGUUUCCCUCUGGGCCUGGGGGCCUCAAGGACCAAGUCCGGAAGAUGCAGGAAGAGGCGGCCCGAGGGGCCCGGCCCACCCUAAGAUACGGCUGCGUGGUGCGGCAGGCAGUGCACGUGGCACUAGGCAUCCUGGUGGCCUGGCUCAGUGUCCCCGUGGUCCUCAACCUGCUGAGUCCCACGCAGGUCAUGAACACCUCCUUCAACUCCCUGAGGAUCGUCAACACAUACGGCGCCUUCGGAAGCAUCACCAAGGAGCGCACGGAGGUCAUCCUGCAGGGCACGGCCAGCCCCAACGCCAGCGCGCCGGACGCCGUGUGGGAGGACUAUGGGUUCAAGUGCAAGCCGGGAGACCCGGGGCGGCGGCCGUGCCUCAUCUCUCCGUACCACUACCGCCUGGACUGGCUCAUGUGGUUCGCGGCCUUCCAGACCUACGAGCACAACGAGUGGAUCAUUCACCUGGCAGGCAAGCUCCUGGCCAACGACAGGGAGGCUCUGUCCCUACUGGCCUUCAACCCUUUCAAGGACAGGGCCCCCCCCAGGUGGGUCCGGGGAGAGCACUACAGGUACAAGUUCAGCCGCCUGGGGGGCCGGCAUGCUGCGGCGGGCAGCUGGUGGGUCCGGAAGAGGAUCGGCCCCUACUUCCCCCCACUCAGCCUGCGAGACCUGGAGGGCUACUUCCGGUCCCGGGACUGGCCGCUCCCGGAGCUGGAGUAGAGGCGGUCCCGGGCCAGUGCGCGGAGGAAUAAAGCAGGAAGGCCCGGC